Messenger RNA from Lates calcarifer (barramundi perch), 4558 nucleotides. Its product is annotated as zinc finger protein 236. NCBI's taxonomy places the organism in Eukaryota, Metazoa, Chordata, Actinopteri, Centropomidae. The transcript has 2 exons. Gene Ontology annotation, cellular component: nucleus. The coding region runs from base 1023 to 3833 and encodes 936 amino acids. Gene Ontology annotation, biological process: regulation of transcription by RNA polymerase II. Gene Ontology annotation, molecular function: RNA polymerase II transcription regulatory region sequence-specific DNA binding; DNA-binding transcription factor activity, RNA polymerase II-specific. The record is from RefSeq and is a predicted model, not a curated record.
GUCCCUAUGCAGCGAGUGUAUGGGUGGAGUAUAGUUUAAAAUACAGUUUUAAAUGUAUCGAAAGCGUGUCCGGCGCGUCCUCCGCCGGCUCUGAUAGCAGUGCUGGAAUAAAUGACAGCGCGCCGGGAAAGUUUGUCCUAAAGCUGCCGGGGUUGCGCUCUCGGUGUCUCGGACCCUCGGCUCUAAAAUGGCUGGCUGUAGGUCCGAGGGAGCUCCGGCGCUACGGGAAGGAUCCGGUCUACACCGCGAUUGUCUGUAAAUAUACACGUUUCUGUGCUCCGAGCGACGCGGUAGUGAUGGCGUUGCCCCAGGUCCGAGAGCUGUCAAGGCGCACACGCACCAUAAUAACAUUGGCAUUUCGGACCUAGGACUGUGCGUAAUGGCGUCCUCCACGGACAGAGCUUCUCGGUUUAUCCCUAGAUAAUUUUUUUUAGAACUGGCUUGUAAUGCAAACCAAAGGAAAUAUGAAUAAUGUAUCUGAGGCGGAUACAAAAUGAACCGUUUUAUUAUUAGUGCAUUGCAUGUGGAUGGUAGAAGUAGGAGAGAGAGGAAAUGUUAUUUCGCUCACAUCAGUCGGACCCUUCAGUAUCCCGGUGCGUUUCUCUGAAUGAUCAGCGACUCCGGUCGACCCCUCGGUGAGAAAAUUCGCUGAGCUAUAAUUUAGGAUCAGGCGAGGUAACCAACACAAUUAACAGGACGGUCUGAUGUUGAGGAGGAAGAGGGGGGGGUCAUGUGAGUCGCUCAUCAGUUUCGGACUGAGGCAUAAGGGGGUUUCAUCCGCUUUAUCUGUAGGCUUUCAGUGAUACCACACAAUCAGUGAUGCUUAUUGGCUUUUUGCUCUGAACUUGACCCCAAUAAUCACCAGACAUUUAGUUUUUUCCAUCCAACCACAGGCUAUGUUUGCCAUUCCCUUCCUUUGCGAACAUGGUGUAUGUUUAUUUUUAUGCUAAUGUUGCUGCUCUGAGUUUCUAAUUUACUAUUCUAUCCCUAUUUUAUAGAAAUAUAAAUAGGUAUGCCCCAAAAUGGAUUCUCAGUUGGCUUCAGUCCUGACCAGUGGCAGCCUGGAUGUCCAAAAUGGCAGCCAGUGUGCAGAGGGAUCAGGGCCAGUGACAGAGGGUUUUUUGGACCCAAAGGACAAAACCUCACUCAGUACUGUACCAGGUAACCUCCAGCCAUGCCCUGUCAAAGCAGCAGUGACCAUCAUCAGACAAGAUGCUCCUUCAGUCAAUGGGAAAAAGCCAGAGGUGGGCGGGACUUCUAAGCCAGCCUCUCAGGAAACAAGUAAGAUUGGUGGGUUCAGGCAGCCAAUUACAGUAAAGACCGGAGUGCCUGUUCUGCGGAGCCAACCAAUCAGAAUCAAAAUUGUCGUUCCCCCACGGUGCAAGAGGCCAAUCACAAACUCCACCAUCAGCCUGACCAAAGACUUUGCUCGCUCACAUUUCAAAAGACCUGUUUUGCUCUCAGCUGGAGCUGUGAUCACAGAAAAAAACAGUAAAAUUCAAAUAUCAGCUGUUAAAAAUGAAGGAGAGCUCAAGGAAGUUACUCAUCAAAAGACUGAAAACACUAAAGCUGAAUCAUUCCACGGGAUGGAGGCUGAGAGAGGGGAUGAAAUGUGCAAAGAGAGAGAUGAUUUGGAUGCUAAAAUCAUCCACACUGAUGGGUCAGAAACUCCUUUUAUCUCCAGCACUAAUACAGUUAAAAUACUGAGCCAGAAGGGGAUUAAAGAGGAAACUACAGAGAGAGAAAUUGAUAAAAAUAUUCCUCUAAUUUUGCAAGAAAUGGACUUGAAGUCUUGUAAGACGUUUGAUGAGGUGGGAACAGAGGAACAGACGGAGCCGCUGGACCUGAGUUUGCCCAAGAAAAGAGAGAGUAGAGAGAGGAGGUGUGGGCGCUUUCUGGAUGAUUCCGGCUGUGAGACCUCACUGAUCAUGGAGGUAGAUGAAUAUGAGGGAGAAGGAGACCGAGACAUAGUAGAAGAAGAUGAUGAUGACGAAGAGGACUCUGUGCUGCGCAUGGAUGGCACAGAUACACUUGAAGACUCUCUUUUGUCUCCCUCUUUCUUCUCUACCUCUGUCUUCACCUCGCUCUCCUCGAUAGACUGUGACACUGAAAACCUUCUUCUGAUAGAUGACCAGGGAAUCCCGUAUACUCUCAGUCCAGAUGGACUCAAAGUGCCGCAGGUCGAUGCUUCCACAUCAGAGGAUGCUCAGUCGGAGCAGGCUAGGUCAGCAGAGGUAGAAGGAAAGAGGUUGUCGCAGGUAACAGAUCCUAGCCUCAGCCAAAGUUUAGAUAAUGCACUAAAUGCACCUUCUGAUGAUCUUUACCGCUCACCAGCCCCUUCGACCGAUUCACCAUCAUUAGGUGUUGAUCAGACAAAAGCCCCCGAAGUCUUUACUAGUUUGGUCACAAACCCAGAUCCUUCAAAGGCCGCAGAGCCAAGUGUUAAAUCUGUUCAGGAGGCUAAUGCCGUUCUGUCUCCUUCCUCUGGGAUAUCAGUCCCCAGCCAGCCCAUUCAGAUCCUCGCAAACCCUUCAAGCAACGCUCCUAUUCUCCUCCUGUCGUCGUCCUCCUCCUCUCCUCAGCUCUCACUCCCCCUCUCUGUCACUCAGACCUCACCUGGUGCUUCCACCCCCAUGUUUCUCCUCCUCUCCUCUGUGCCCUCUUCCUCCGGCGACUCCACCUCUACCUCCACCCCUAUCGCCGUCCUUGACCCCUCGACAGGUCAGCUGUCCCAAAUCACUGCUGCAUCAGCCCCGGUCUCCCUCCCUUUGUCUUCUGGUCAGGUCAGCACACUAGGCUCACCCCUACCCACGCUGUCUCACCCUGUCAUCAGGCUGAGUGCAAAUGACCCCCCUGUUAUCCUGUCAGGAGUGAAUAAUGUAAACUCUGGGUCUGUUCUCACUUCUCUUGCUGUCCCCUCGUCCACUCCCGCUCUCCAGAGUGACCACCCCAGUGCGACUCCCAUCGUCCACACUCAGAUCAGCUCUUCUGAGUCGAACCCUGGAAGUGAAGCCAUAUCUGCUGAAGAAGUCUCAAAUGAAAACAACAAGCCAUCAGUUUUUACAGCACCCUCUCCACACCCACAGUCUGCUAGUUUGACUUAUGACCUCUCAGCUCAGCCCGGCUCAGAGGCAGAGGCCCAGUCACCAGCCUCAGAGCCCAAUUUCGACUCCUCUGACCUGCACUCAGAACAUUUACCUCUGGACGACCACCUUUACUUCUCGAACACGGCCGCUCCGCCCUCCCCUCCCAUCGGACCCAUACUCCCCUCUGGUAAACUUGACCCCCUCGAUCCGCUGGAUCCUCUCUCUCCAGCCACAUCGCCCAACACCAUGAGCUCCCGGAGGGUGCUGUACUGCCAGCUGUGCCCGCGGGUCUUCUUUUACCUCUCCGACCUUGAGCGCCAUGCCAUCACUCACUCACAGAAGAAGCCUCACGUUUGCCAGCAGUGCGGCAAAGCCUUCAAACGCUCCAGCCAUCUGCAGAGACACAAGCACAUCCACACAGGCCAGAGGAACUUUGUGUGCCCCAUCUGUGCCAAACGCUUCAGGGAGGCCGGUGAGCUCCAGCGCCACCAACGGGUCCACACCGGAGAGAAACCCUACCAGUGCCAACUUUGCCACACGCGCUUCGCCGAGCGCAACACGCUACGCCGACACACCAAACGCAAACAUCCUUACCACCAAGUAGCCAUGGAAAUGCUGAAUGAGAGGAGAGACAGAGGAGGCGGCGGCGGCAGCAUAUCUGGAGUGCAGGAGGAAGAGGAGAGCGCUGAAUGGUACAGCUCCACUGUGUCCAAUCUAGAUAACUCAGAGUCUGAGAGGGAAACUUAAAGUUAAGGAGGUUAGGUGUUGGCAUAUCUAACUCUGACUAGACACUAAACUUUCCUCACCAAUCUACAUUCAGAGAAGGGAGCACUUGCAAUAUUUAUUUUAAUGUUUAUAAUCAUAAUUUAUUUAUAUGAAUGUAUUUUAUUCCCAUUCCAUUCAGUGGGCCAAAAGUACAGCCUUAGAGGUCAUACAUGAUUUUGAAUUAGCUUUCCCAUAUGAAAAAAAGCUGCAUAUAUAUUAAAGGGAAAGUUCGUGCUUGAAGUCAUGGUUUUUAUGUGAGUUUGAAAUAAUAAUUAGACGGCUAACCUGCUCCCAUGAAGUUGCAUUCCCGUACAAUUCAUGAUAAAACCCUAAAGUGCUCAGAAAAGAAGGAUAAAUUAUUUACUCUAAACUAUUCUCUGCUCUACUUGUAUAUAUAAAGAAUACUAUUUGUAAGAGCUGCACUAUCUUAUGUGAAAGAUGUAAUCUAUCUUUCUUACCGUCAGAGACACUGUGAGUCAUUUGCACUUGUUCUAUUUGAAUUAGAUAUUCACUUUUUUUACAUUGUGAAUGAAGAUGCUUACUAUUUUUGGUUGCAGCUGAUUUUAUGUAUUUAAUCCAUAUCAUGUGAGAGUUUGACCAAAUGUUUGAGUUAUUCUAACAUAAACACAUAUAUUCAGAUUUUUUUUGUUUUAUGUGACUUAUGUUAACUUAUUUGAAUUAAAUUUUGACUGUAAAUUAUAACUGAA